Caenorhabditis remanei is the source of this 777-nucleotide messenger RNA. RefSeq lists its product as uncharacterized. Gene Ontology annotation, molecular function: RNA polymerase II general transcription initiation factor activity. The transcript has 6 exons. Gene Ontology annotation, biological process: RNA polymerase II preinitiation complex assembly; transcription initiation at RNA polymerase II promoter. Gene Ontology annotation, cellular component: transcription factor TFIID complex. Bases 1 to 777 code for a protein of 258 amino acids. The record is from RefSeq and is a predicted model, not a curated record. NCBI's taxonomy places the organism in Eukaryota, Metazoa, Nematoda, Chromadorea, Rhabditida, Rhabditidae.
AUGACAUCUACAAAUCCACCAAUUUCAGUCAACCUGAGAGUGGCCAAACACCACGAUGAGGCGGACGAUUGGGAGGAACAUCUCAUAUUAAGAGUCCCCGCCAAUGUUGUAAACCGUAUGGAGAAAGCGGUGAACGACGCGCCAGAUGCCGAAGAACUCGGAAUCAACAUUCAUGACGACAACCGAACGGUUCAAAUACGGCUGGGAAAUCAAAUUCUUCCAGCCAAAAUUCUGGAUCUCCCGACUGUCAACGAGGUUCACAAAACACUGGACAAAAUGACUCUGUAUAAGGUAACCAACAUCUCUCAAAUCAUCAUGUGUGAUGAGGCAAUGCCAAUCUCAAAAAAAGAAAAGAAGCCAUCACAAAAAGAGGGAUCUGAAAACAUGGAGCCAAAGAUAGAGGAGCAACAAGAAUCUGGAGAGGGAGCAUCGACAGUUGUGGUGAAAACUGCGCGACAGUUAGCAAAGGAGAAAGUCAAAGAGUUCCAUUUCCCCCAUGGGAUUACGCCUCCAAUGAAAAAUGCGAAAAAGAGAAGAUUUAGAAAGAAGAAGCAAAAGAAGACAAUGGCUGUUGAAGAGAUUGAAAGAGAGCUCAAACGUCUCCUCCGAUCGGACCUGGAAGCCCAGUCAGUACGUUGGGAAAUUGUAGCUGAUGACGGAACGAACCAAGACGAUGACGAUGACGUCGAGGUGUAUGGAGGAGACGACGGCAGCGACUUGGAGGACAAAGACGACGACAAGGAUAUCUUUCUCAGCGACGACGAAGACACACUAUGA